Molecule: messenger RNA, 1865 nt
Organism: Hibiscus syriacus
Lineage: Eukaryota; Viridiplantae; Streptophyta; Magnoliopsida; Malvales; Malvaceae
Product: probable 3-deoxy-D-manno-octulosonic acid transferase, mitochondrial
Exons: 12
Coding region: 19-1347 (442 amino acids)
Biological process (GO): lipid A biosynthetic process
Cellular component (GO): plasma membrane
Molecular function (GO): transferase activity
Source: RefSeq, a predicted model, not a curated record
CAUAGCGGUGAAAUAGCAAUGGCGGUGGUCCCAAAGGGAGAGAUGCUUUACAAAAUCUACAGAACUUUAAGCUACGGUCUAUCCCCGCUGAUUCACCUUCACUUACACUGGCGCAGGCUCCGAGGACUGGAGCACCCUAUCAGGUGGCGCGAACGCUUAGGUCAGCCUUCCCUCCCCCGUCCCUCCGCUGGCCCACUUCUCUGGUUCCACGCCGUCUCUUUAGGGGAAGGAAUGGCCGCCAUUCCUGUCAUCAAAUUUUGCACUCAACGGAGUCCGGGUAUCAACAUUUUGAUGACGACGACAACGGUUUCCGCAUUUGAAGUACUGAAAGAUAGACUUCCAGUUAAUGUAAUAUAUCAGUUUGCUCCACUUGAUACACCUGCUGCCAUGGAUGCUUUCCUUGGGUAUUGGAAGCCAAAAUGGAUUGUAAUAAUGGAGAAUGAAUUAUGGCCGAAUCUUAUUAUGGGUGCUUCCAGACUUGGUAUUUGUCUUGCAUUAUUAAAUGCUCGUUUGUCUGCAAAAUCCUUUAGACAUUGGUCAAGACCACUCUUGUUUCCACUAAUAUCUCUUUUAUUGUCCCAAUUUUCUUUGAUUGCUCCAUUGAGCAAUGUUCAGGCAAUUCAUUUUCAGCUACUUCAAGCUCCACCUUUUUGCAUAAAUUUUUCUGGCGAUCUAAAAUAUGCGGUGAAUGAAUAUGAUCUUCUAAAGGAAGAUGCUGAACAUAUAGAAUAUCUGCAAAAACAACUUUCUCAAAAACAGGUUUGGAUGGCUGCUUCAAUUCACCGUGGUGAAGAAGAAAUAAUUUUAGGAGUCCACAACAUUCUUAUGCAAAGUCACCCAGACAUUGUCACCAUUAUUGUUCCUCGGCAUCCACUACAUGGAAAAGAGAUUGCCAAAGUAUUGAAUAAAGGAGGGCUGAAUGUAGCUUUAAGGUCUCAACAUAAAAAGCUUAUUCCAGGAACAAGCAUAUAUUUGGUGGAUACGCUUGGUGAAUUGAGGCAUUUGUAUAAGUUGACCCCAAUAGCCGUAAUUGGAGGCUCUUUCUUACCUGGGUUAGCUGGCCAUAACAUAUCAGAAGCAGCAGCUGCUGGCUGUGCUGUUUUGACUGGUCAUCAUAUUGGGCAUUUCUCGCAUAUGGUGAGAGAAAUGCAGCAAUUAAAUCCUUUGUCGGUAAUGCAGGUGUCAGGUAAGCUAGAGCUUGAAAAGGCUCUAGGGGAGCUCUUUGCUGAUGCAAAGAUUCUUGAGUCACGACAGAAUGCUGCAAAAGAAGCUUUCCAUUCUUUAUCAACUGCUGUUGUUUCCAGUGCUUGGGAUCUACUGGAUUUCCAUUUAUCAAGGCAGGAAUAAAUGUCGGUGACAAUUCGUAGAGAUUAGGCACCUGCUUCAACUGUUGGACCCAAUCUUUGUGGCUGUUCCGCCACUACCACCUUUGUCACAUGAAAUCAUGAAAAAAAAAUGAAUUAAUGCCCUUCAUGAGCUUAACCGAGGUCUUUGUUGUUAACACCUGUCACAAGGUAUAGCCAGGGGGCCAUCUUUUCUAGCAGGUGAUGGAGAACUGGUUUGUUCAAGUAAUCUGACUUUACGACAAACCUCCUGCCAGCGUCCCCAACGGUAACAGGUAAGUGACCAGUGGGACGUAUCUGUGAUAUUUCUUCUCACUGGAUCAUGUGGGUGUUCUCCACAUGGAGUCAUGUCACCAGGUUUGAGUUUUUUCUUGAAAAAUGGGUGUUUGUAUGUGCACUUGCACAUGGUGACCUGCAGAAUUUUAUCUGGAUCAUAUCAGCAGAAUAUUAUUCGGAAUUAGCUAAAGGUAUGGAUUGGUGUUUCAAAGAGUUGAAUUAGCUAAAGCUGGAAUAUUAUCUCGA